CUUGGUUGGCUCCUCGGUGGCAAGCCGCAACAUCGUGUCUUCCACUCAGACUCAGGGCUUACGUGGGAUCAUGCUAUUAUCUGCUUUGACAUGCAUAGCCACUUUCAAAUGCCACACACCAUCCCUGACCCUCUUUCCUUCGUCCUGAACAGGCUUUCUUCCAAAAAAAAAAAAAAAAAAAAAAAAAAAAAAAAAAAAAACUCCCGCCGUCCCAAAUAUGCCCGAAUAUGCCACGAAUUGGACUAUAUCCUUCACAACAAACCGCCUCCUGAACUCAUUAUUUCUAGCGUUAAACUGGUGAAUUGGUUAAAUCAUUCAUAG
Cokeromyces recurvatus is the source of this 321-nucleotide messenger RNA. RefSeq lists its product as uncharacterized. The record is from RefSeq and is a predicted model, not a curated record. The transcript has 2 exons. The annotation marks the transcript as partial. NCBI's taxonomy places the organism in Eukaryota, Fungi, Mucoromycota, Mucoromycetes, Mucorales, Mucoraceae.